AUGUAUCGCGACGUCGUGCAUCGCCGCUGGGCGCGCGCGUUUCUCUUCCACCUGCUCUCCAUCGGCCCCUUCCUCUUCCUCUGGGCCGCGCCGCUCGUCCUCCGCGCGGGCCUCCUCCCCACGUUCCUCUCCUUCUUCUCGCUGCGCCUCUACCUCGCUUUCGCGAUUUUCGAUCUUUCGCAACUUCUUUUCGUUCUAGCUCGCCACGCCAUCGUCGUCGCAGAUGCCCCUCCCCUCCCCUCCACUGCCUCCCUCCUCGCUUCCGCCGCGAAUCUCGCCGGAUUUUCCGGCACAUCGGAUCCACGCCCGUUCGUGCACCAAGACCAACAGAUUCGCGCAGUGCACGGCGGGUUUCGCGGGCCCGCCAGCCAAUGGGAGGCGGAAGCGGCUAGGGCGACGCUGGCGGGCCGCGCCAAGUUCGCUUCACUCUGCGCCGCGGCGGGCGCCGCAGGGGCGAUCGCGCUCUCGCUCUUCCGCGCACAGCUUCUGGGCGGCGCGGUGGAGAUCGAAUCCAACGGCGCGUGGCGGCCAGACGGUUGGGCCGUGGCGGGCGAGGCGGGAUUCGGCGGCGCGGUGGGGGUGCUGUUCGCGGCGUACCACGUGGUGCGGCGCGACUACCUCCUCGCGUUCCCCGUGCUGCAGCGCGCCCCGUUCUACCGAUUCAAGACGACCCUCCCGCGCUGCGCCACAUCAGCAGCCACAUUCGGGUGCAUCACCGCCCUCCUCUACUCCCUCCUGCUCCGCCCGCUGCUGCUGCCCCUCCUCGCCACCGCCACCACCACCGCCACCGGCAUCCCGCUCCCCUUCCUCACCGCCCUGCCUCUGUCCAUCCGCGCGCUGCUGCUCUCUCUGCUCGCCCGCCUGCACGCCGUGGCGUUCCUCGCCUUCGCCUGGGAGGCCGCUGCAGCCGCCACGAACAUCUUCCUCACCCACCGCCACCUCUUCCUCUCCCCGCCCUCCUCCCCCUCCUCUCCCCUCGCCCCCCUCCUCCUCGCCCUCUCCCCCUCCCCGGCCCCCGCCCCUCCUCCGUCCCCAUCCCCCCUGCCCCUCCUCGCACUGCCCGCGCCCCCCGCCCUGCCCCGCCUCGUGCUCCACUGGGCGCUGCUCGACCUCUCGCUGCUCGCCGAAUCAGAGGCUGACACGUGGCGCCGCGCGGCGCUGUAUGAGUCGCAGGAGGCGUACAGCGCGGUGGUGGCGGCGUGCAUCCGCCCCGUCGAUGGCAUGACGCUCAGGGUGGCUGCUGCCGCUGGUUACCCCACCGUUACAGGUGUGCUGCAGCAGCAGCAGCAGCAGCAGCAGCAGCAGUACUCAUUGCAGUCACCCACGGCUGCAGUCACUGCAGCCGGGUUUGUCUCUGCUGAAGGGAUGAGAUGGCGGCAGGGGAAGAGCGGAGGGGAGGGGAUGGAGGGGCAGGCGCUGCAAGCGGGAGGGGUUGGGGGAAACGGCGCAUAUGGGGGGUUCGGGGGUCAGGGCUGGAAUGGAGGAGCGGGCUCAGAUCGUGAGAGGGCAGCAGGUGAGAGGGCGGCAGGUGAGAGGGCGGCAGGUGAGAGGGCGGCAGGUGAGAGGGCGGCAGGUGAGAGGGCGGCAGGUGAGAGGGCGGCAGGUGAGAGGGCGGCAGGUGAGAGGGCGGCAGGUGAGAGGGCGGCAGGUGGGAGGGCGGCAGGUGAGAGGGCGGCAGGUGGGAGGGCGGCAGGUGAGAGGGCGGCAGGUGGGAGGGCGGCAGGUGGGAGGGCGGCAGGUGGGAGGGCGGCAGGUGGGAGGGCGGCAGGUGGGAGGGCGGCAGGUGGGAGGGCGGCAGGUGGGAGGGCGGCAGGUGAGAGGGCGGCAGGUGGGGCAGGUGGGCUGGUGGCAGGUGGGGUGGUGGCAGGUGGGCUGGUGGCAGGUGGGGUGGUGGCAGGUGGGCUGGUGGCAGGUGGGGUGGUGGCAGGUGGGGUGGUGGUAGGUGGGGUGGUGGCAGGUGGGGUGGUGGCAGGUGGGGUGCUGUGCGCCAUGAGCAUGCGGGCGCUGGCAGCGCUGACAGCAGCGUCGCGGGGGGAGGACCGCAUGGGCGUGGCGCAGAUGGCGGGCGCCAACGCUGCUGCGCUCUCCUCACUGCUGUCCGCGCUGCUCGCCCUCGAUCACCUCCUCCUCUCCCCUUCCCACCGCCACCCCGCCACCCCCGCCACCUUCUCUGGCUUCGGGGAAGCUUCCUCGCAAGCGACUCCUCUGGGUGCCUCUCAACCUGCCCACUUCCACCAGACUUCGGCUCUAGCUUCGGGAAGUGGGGGAUUGUUUGGCACACCAACCCUCGGUCUUAGGUAUGGAGGUGCUGAAGCAGGUGGCUCGGCCGUACCAGGCGUGGGAGCAGGGGGUGGGGCGGGGGGGAGAGCGGUGUACGGAGAGGGGGUGGUGGGGCCGGUGUGGGGCGAGGCAUGGGCCAUGGCAGAUGUGGUGCGCACCGCUCUGUACCGCAUUGCAGAGACGUUUGGGGAGGAGAUGGUGGAGAAGGGGGGUGGAGGGAUGGGAGGAGGGAGGGGGGGAAGAGGAGGCAGUGGGGCAGGGGCGUGGAGGGUGGAUGAGGCGUGGUUGCCUGCUGACAUGCAGCCGCUGUUUGGGUCGAGAGACGCUCAUGCAGCCAAGGUGCUGUCGCUGCUGGCACACACUGAGUAG
Closterium sp. Naga37s-1 is the source of this 2649-nucleotide messenger RNA. NCBI's taxonomy places the organism in Eukaryota, Viridiplantae, Streptophyta, Zygnematophyceae, Desmidiales, Closteriaceae. The record is from the annotation of a GenBank genome assembly.